AAUGACAGUGACAGAGAGAGAGAGAGAGAGAGAGAGAGAGAGAGAGAGAUUGCUUGCUGUGUCACAAACUACACGCACUACGCAGCCAAACUACACGCAGCAAGGCAUUAGCAAACAGAGAAUAUAGCUGGCCCCUUUUCUGAUCCUUCGCUCUGGUGCUUCUUCUCACUUCGUGUUUUGGUAUUUUCUUGAAAAGUUUCACUCAUAAUGCUCACGCAUGCAUAUAGAAACUGUGCUCGAGGGGAUUUCUGUCGUUUUAGUGAAGAUUUCUCACUCACUGGUUGCUCAUGCACAUAAGGUCUGCAAUGCAUUUUACCUCAGGGAAAACUCAGAAGUGGGUUCUAAGUUGCUAUGCAUAAGUUGAUUUGUUAUUAUUGAAGAUGGACCUGGUCAUUGGAGUCUUAGCAUUGGCAUAUUUAUCUUCUUUCGUGGCCCCUGAUGCACAAGGAGAUGCAUUGUAUGCUUUUAAAACUUCACUUAAUGCUUCAAGCAGUCAGCUCAGAGAUUGGAAUCCAGAUCAUGUUAAUCCUUGCACUUGGUCCAAAAUUGCGUGCGACGGUGAGAAGCAUGUAACAUCAGUGAUAUUGCCUAAUAUGGGAUUUUCUGGAACCCUGUCACCAAGAAUAGGGAUCUUGAAGAUGCUGACCACACUUGAUUUGCAAGGAAAUGGCAUAAUUGGUAACAUACCUGAAGAGCUUGGAAAUUUGACAAGCCUGACUAUGUUGGAUCUAGAAAAUAACCAUUUAAUUGGAGAAAUACCAUCUUCCCUAGGCAAUCUGAAGAGGCUCACUUUUCUGAUUUUGAGUCAGAAUAAUCUCUCUGGAUCAAUUCCUGAAUCACUUUCAAGUCUUUCAAACUUGACGGACCUCCAGCUUGCUUCAAAUAGUCUAAGUGGACAAAUACCUGAGCAGUUAUUUCGGGUUUACAAGUACAAUUUUACAGGGAACCAGUUGAAUUGCGGCAUCAAUUUUUCCCCACAUUGUGCGUCUGGAAAUGCAGGUCGUUCAAGAAAAUCGCGGACUGGUAUGAUAGUGGGAAUUGUUGUUGCGCUCUUGAUUAUUCUACUUCUUGGAUGUUUUCUCCUGUUACUUUUGUGGAAGGGUGGACAUAAAGGCUACAGGCGCGAAGUCUUUGUUGAUGUUGAAGGUGAAGUUGACCGGAGAAUUGAAUUUGGUCAACUGAAAAGAUUUGCCUGGAGAGAAUUGCAGCUUGCUACAGACAGUUUCAGCGAAAAAAAUGUCCUUGGACAAGGGGGCUUUGGGAAGGUUUAUAAGGGAGUUCUUGCUGAUAACACAAAGGUUGCUGUCAAACGUUUGACUGAUUUUGAGAGUCCUGGGGGAGAUGCAGCUUUCAGGCGUGAAGUUGAGAUGAUAAGCGUGGCUGUCCACAGAAAUCUUUUACGUCUGAUUGGCUUUUGCACCACGCCAUCUGAACGCCUUUUGGUUUACCCUUUUAUGCAAAACUUGAGCGUUGCCUCUCGUCUCCGAGAGCUUAAACCGGGGGACCUUGUUUUGGAUUGGCCUACACGAAAGCGGGUGGCACUCGGCACUGCACGUGGAUUAGAGUACCUGCAUGAACACUGUAAUCCUAAAAUCAUUCACCGGGACGUUAAAGCUGCAAAUGUCUUGCUGGACGAAGAUUUUGAGGCUGUUGUUGGCGAUUUUGGCUUGGCAAAGUUGGUUGAUGUGAGAAAAACAAAUGUAACAACUCAGGUAAGAGGAACGAUGGGCCACAUAGCUCCUGAAUACUUGUCCACAGGAAAAUCAUCAGAAAAGACGGAUGUUUUUGGCUACGGGAUCAUGCUUUUAGAGCUCGUGACUGGCAAGCGAGCUAUAGACUUCUCGCGCUUGGAAGAUGAGGACGAUGUUUUGCUUCUUGACCACGUCAAGAAAUUGCAGCGAGAGAAAAGAUUGGAUGCCAUUGUGGACCAAAACCUAUGUAGAAACUACGACAUCCAUGAUGUGGAGAUGAUAAUUCAGGUUGCACUACUUUGUACUCAGUCUUCACCAGAUGACCGUCCAGCAAUGUCAGAAGUCGUCCGCAUGCUGGAAGGAGAAGGGCUUGCCGAAAGGUGGGAGUUGUGGCAGCACCUUGAAAUCACAAGGAGGCUCGAACAUGAGAGGUUACAAAGAAGAUUUGACUGGGGAGAAGAUUCAAUUCACAACCAGGCUGCUAUUGAGUUGUCCGGCGGGCGAUAAGGUAACUGAUACAAACCAUUGUGCAAACUUCUCCUAAUACUGGUCUGAUUAAUGAACCAUAAUUCUGCAAUAUGUUCCUGUACUUGUGUUCUGCUGGUUCCUUUUCUUCUUGUUUUAUCUAGUCAUUUUAAUGCCUCCCAAAGAUCCCUUUCUGAUUUCUGCUUCACACAUGGUUCUAAUGAUUCAAAACCGUUGGACUGCCCCAAUUCAAACCGCAUUACAGCUAGCGGGUUAACAGUGGGUUGGGUUGGUUUUAGGCUAUUUUCAAAGACUGCAUUUUGGCAGUCGGAAUUGGUUUUAUAUUAGUAGACUGUAUAGACCGCGUUCGACCUUAUUAUUAUUAUUAUUAACAACAACAACAACAAUAAAAAUAUAUGUUACAAUGUUUUACAAAUUUGUAUAAAAAUGAUAAUAGACAAAUUAAUAUUAAAGACAAUAAUAAACAAUUAUGAUACUCAUUAAUAACUUUUAUUUGUAUUAUAGGGUUAAAUAUAGUUACCAUACCUAAAUUAUCUACUCCACAUCAAUUACCACCCUAAAGUAUUAAAACUUUGAAAAAAAAUCCUUGACCUUUGCUUUUUAAGUUUGGUCUAUUUUACCUUUACAAAAUU
Sesamum indicum (sesame) is the source of this 2809-nucleotide messenger RNA. Its product is annotated as putative LRR receptor-like serine/threonine-protein kinase At5g10290. Gene Ontology annotation, molecular function: protein binding; ATP binding; protein kinase activity. Lineage: Eukaryota; Viridiplantae; Streptophyta; Magnoliopsida; Lamiales; Pedaliaceae. The record is from RefSeq and is a predicted model, not a curated record. Gene Ontology annotation, biological process: protein phosphorylation.